Aureobasidium vineae is the source of this 2514-nucleotide messenger RNA. Lineage: Eukaryota; Fungi; Ascomycota; Dothideomycetes; Dothideales; Saccotheciaceae. The record is from the annotation of a GenBank genome assembly.
AUGCUUCUCUUCGGCAAUCACAUCUGUGGCUGUUACUACACGUCCUCCUACUACAAUCGCAGCUACCUUCCCCAAGUCCACCUGGACUCCCACACCACCAUCACUCCUCUUUAUUUCACCACCAAACUCUCGCAGACUUUUCAGAAUCCCUCUGGACGCCAACUCCCGGAGACUCGCUACACGUUUCCNCUGUACGACGGUGUCGCCGUGACUGCCUUCACCUGCACUAUUGGUGACAAGAUCAUCAAGGGCCAUGUUGAGCAAAAAGAGCAAGCCCGCAAGACCUUUGAUGACGCUGUCAGCAGAAGUGAAACUGCUGGUCUUCUCGAGUCCCUUCCUACCGGCAUCUUCGGAGUCACCCUUGGAAACAUCCCUGUCGACGCUUCAAUCCAAGUCGACAUCACCUAUGGGGGCGAGCUCAAGCACGAUGCUCAGAUCGAUGGCUUGCGCUACAUCCUUCCAACCUCGAUCGCUCCUCAUUACGGCAACUACCCUGGCGAACUCCUCAAAAUUGAUUCAGCCACCCCCAAGAACAUGAAGAUCACUGUCGAUAUCAACAUGGCAAGCUCCAACAUCCGCAAAGUCCAGUGUCCCUCCAGCCACUCCAUCGCCUUAGAUAUUGGAACCUUGUCGACCGCUCCUGACUCUACCUUCGACAUGUCAAAGGCAUCUGUCUCCUUGACUCACAACACAACCGAACUCGGUUCAGAUUUCGUCUUGCAAAUCCUGGUUGACGACAUCGGUUCUCCAAAGGCCAUCCUCGAGAAGCACUCCCUGCCUGGUCGUCAAGCUCUCAUGGCAACAUUCGUGCCGCGCUUCAACCUCAAACCCAUCAGACCCGAGAUUAUCUUCAUCGCAGAUCAAAGUGGCAAGUCUCAGCUGUUUGAUUAUGUCACCAGCCAGGUCCACGACAAGAAAAUCGAUGCCCGUUGCUUUGUGCUCGGUGUUGGCCGUGACGUCUCUCACACUUUGGUCGAAGGAUUUGCUCGUGCUGGUAACGGUAUUGCACAGUUCAUUACUGACGGCGAAGUUAUGGACUUCAAAGUUGUCCGUAUGCUCAAAGCUGCUUUGUAUCCCCAUGUCAAGGAUUACCGCUUGGAGGUCAAGUAUGGUGAGACCGAGGACUUUGAGAUGGUCGAGAGUGUAGUUUCCACGCAGGCGGUAGAUGCGUCUACCCCCGCAAACCACCCCAAGACGUCCAUAUCGCUGUUCGACAAGUCCAUUGACCUCACUGAUGCUCCCGAUGAGAGUUCUGAUCGCUAUGCUCAUCUUCCUGACGUUGCUGUACCCGAAUCCAUCCAAGCACCCAAUGUUAUUCCUGCUCUGUUGCCCUUCAACCGCACUACUGUGUAUCUGCUCUUACGGGAAACGAGCAAGACCCCCAAGUCUGUUGUUCUGCACGGUACCUGUCCGGAGGGCCCAUUGACAUUGGAGAUACCCCUCAAGAGGAUCGAUAAUCCCAACUACACCAUCAACACUCUGACAGCUAAGAGAGUUAUCCAAGAGCUUGAAGAAGGCAGGGGCUGGUUAACAACCGCAAAGGAGGGUACCAAGCCGAUCAAGGAUAAAAAUUCCUCCCGCUUCGACGAAUUGGUUGAAAAGGAAGUCGUCCGCCUUGGUGUUGACUACCAAGUUGCCAACAAAUGGUGCUCGUUUGUCGCUGUUGAAUCCAAUCAGAAGGGCAAGAGCGCUACUGAAACCAGAGUUCAAGAGGACAUUAGCCCGGAGUCUGGUGUGGGUCAUUGCUCAAUGCGGGGCGUCUACGGUAGCGUGUCUUCUUCACACUGUCUUGUGGGUGGAGGCUUGUUCGGUGGUGGAGGCCGUGAUGGAGCGUCGUCAGCUGGUCGCGGCGGUGGUCGCGGCGGUAUAGCUUUAAUGUCAUCAUUACCACCUCAGUUCCGGCAGUCUCAGGCUUCUAUGUCCAUGGGCCAAUCUCAAAUCGCUAUGAAGCCGGCGCUUUGCACGCAAAUGGGCCAUGAUUUCUUCGGCUCCAGGGGAAUGCUGAGAGCUGCUCCUUCCUUCGCNAGCUCCUCUCCUCCUCCCGCUCCGCGUGCAUAUGCGCCGGCAGCUCCUUCUUUCCCCACGGCGCUCCUUCUAUCUCGUGUUCAGCUGCUAUCAUGUUCAACACUUCUAUCUUGGGAUCUUCCGUUGNNCCCCUCCCCUUCCUGGCAGAGUUCCCCUUGUACUGAGAACGCUCCUGUCAUUCCUAACCAUGACACUUUGGCAGCAGUCCGAGCUCUCGUUGACCUUCAGUCGUUCGAUGGUCACUGGGACUGGAACGGGGCUCUUUACACCCUCUUUGCCUCAGUCAUCGUCAAGAUGAGAAACACUGGGCCCAAAGAGGAUCCGACGCUGGCUACCACGUUGGUGCUGGCAUGGUUGAAGACAUCUGCAGCUGAGUACAGCGACUUAUGGGAGAUGGUCGCCGACAAGGGCUUCGAGUGGCUUUUGACUCGGGAAAACUCUGAGCAGCUCAUGAGCACUGCCGUGAGCGCUCUUACUGGUCACAACUGA